AUGAUUCAAGAGCCCGUAUUCGACCGUGUCACCGUCUACUUCAACUUUAGACGUUUUCUCACGGGAAACCCAAUAUAUCCGACAUCCACAUCCCCACUACUCCAGACACACUCUCCUUCAUCGGGAUUUCCCCUGGCCCCCCGCGAAUCACAUUAUCGCCUUUUCUCCAUUCUAAAGAAGAGGGCGAAAACACACUCCCCAUCCACCACGACGUCUUCCCUCGCAAAUCUCCGUGGUUCACGCUUCCAGAGCAACGGUGAAGAUGAACGUUUAGACGGCUUUGUCAGUCGUAUCAUGUUCGUGCCUCAUAUCGAAGUGGUACUGAACGCCGGAAGGUUCGCCCAGCAGCGACGAAGGGGCCGUCCGAGAAAUCGAGAGUGGAAUGGUGUCUAUUCGCUUGACCAGGCGUGA
This is a messenger RNA of Paracoccidioides brasiliensis Pb18, 411 nucleotides long. RefSeq lists its product as uncharacterized. The transcript is spliced from 2 exons. The coding region runs from base 1 to 411 and encodes 136 amino acids. The record is from RefSeq and is a predicted model, not a curated record.